Molecule: messenger RNA, 2178 nt
Organism: Ornithodoros turicata
Lineage: Eukaryota; Metazoa; Arthropoda; Arachnida; Ixodida; Argasidae
Product: clathrin light chain-like
Exons: 5
Coding region: 149-757 (202 amino acids)
Biological process (GO): clathrin-dependent endocytosis; intracellular protein transport
Cellular component (GO): plasma membrane; synaptic vesicle membrane; clathrin coat of trans-Golgi network vesicle
Molecular function (GO): structural molecule activity; clathrin heavy chain binding
Source: RefSeq, a predicted model, not a curated record
GGUGCUGCCGCCGAUGACGCACGGAAACGAGCGAAAGGCUACCUCCGCAACCUACAUAACGCGUGUAAGCUGCGGAAGGUGUGUUAUUGUGUUAUUUUUCGUUUAGUGUGUCUGCACGCACAUAAAUAAUUAGCAUAACAUAGGCGAGAUGGCUGAUUUUGGUUUUGAGGCUAACUUUGAUGGUGAAAUUCCCACGGAAGAAGAUCCAGCUGCAGAAUUUCUGGCAAGAGAACAAGAUGUAUUGGCUGGCCUGGAAGAUGACAAUUUCGUUGCACAACCAGAGGCUGAACUUGUAGCAGCCAAUGGACCUGCAGCAGCACCAGAAGUACCACAGAUGAACGGCCCUUCCGAGCCACCAUCAGAGUUCCCGGAACCAGCCCCUAGACCCAUAGCGAGGGAAGAACCCGAGAAGAUCAAGACGUGGCGAGAGGAACAGAAAAUGAUGCUCGAGCAGAAGGAUGCCGAAGAGGAGGAGAAGAAAUCUGAACUGAGAGCUGGAGCUAAGAAAGAACUGGAUGACUGGUAUGCCCGUUACAACGAGCAGAUUGAGAAGUCCAAGCAAACUAACAGAAACUCGGAAAAGGAGUGGGUGCUCGACAGAGACUCUAAGAGUUCCAACGGUCAAGAGUGGGAGACCAUAGCCAAGCUGUGCGACUUCAACCCCAAGGCGGCUCGUAACAGCAAGGACACAUCUCGCAUGCGUACCAUUAUCCUGCAGCUGAAGCAACAGCCUCUGUCGGCUACAAAAUCAGCCUAACGAGUGCAGUAUAGAUGGUCUAAGUUUGCCGUAGUGGGGACUGAAUGCACUGCUGAGUGUCUGAAUCAAAUAGUCGAGAAAGAUAGUCGAGAAGCAAACUAGUAUGGUAUAGUGGUCGGAUCUCUCCGGAGCAGCGGAAUAGGCGGACGUGAUCCUGGAGAUUGUCAGCUCGGUGGCGAUCGUGCAAGAAAGGCUGGACAAAUUGCUUUUCCGUGCAACACACUUGAACAAUGCUGUCUGGUGCUAAACAAGCACUCCUGCCUUCCUCCAGCAUGCCGCGUAUAAAGCCAGUGUGUUGCUUGCUGUAGAAAACAGUUGCAGACAAUUCGAAACUCUGAAGGCCUGUAUGGCUGAAGACUGCUGAUUUCCGUGGCUACAGCUUCCAAAAGAAAUGAUUGUGAUUUGAUGGGGCUACUAAGCGGGACUUGUUUAGUGUAGGUGCUGUUGCGUGGCAGAAUAGCAGAGAACAGAAAAAGAACGCUGUGCUUCAUAAGCGUUUACUGCAAUUUACUCCAACACUAAUUUCACUGAGUUUGUCUAGCAACUCAUAAGAUGGAAACUGUUCAAAUUUGCCUCAUACGGUUUGCUUCCUGAUCAUCUUGCAAGGUCUACUAUUUUUUGUCACUCUGAAUGUCAUACAAAUACCUAUUGUAACCUUAAUUCACAACAGCUAUGUGUCUGUGGCCAGAGUUUGUAAAUGUACAGGGUACAUAUGCAAUUUUGCACACCUUUCAAUAAGUAGUUGUUAUUGAAUGCAGCAUUCCAUCAUUUUCGCAGUGGGUAACAUAGAUGUGUAGAACUUUUAGCCCUCAGCAUGCUAAAAUCACUAUGGAUUGGAACACCAACAGACACAUAUUCUGCAUAUUUUGAGAGGCUUGCUUUCUGUAUCUUCUACAUACUUACCGUACUUUACUAGUUUCUGGCUUAGUGACUUCUUCACCACUGAAGCAGUUUCUUAUAGCAGUUAUAUUGUAUUACAUCUGUCACUGCUUCAAUACCUUUUAGAAACUGAAGUUUACGAGCUACAAUAUGGCACGUUUCAUGGCAGUAACUAUUAACAUGAAGCUGUAGCGCGUGUAGCGUUGGUAGGCCCUUAAAAUAUGAAGUGAUAAUUAUAUGAGGGCUCAACUGUAAUCUGCUGUUGAACAAAACAUGCUCGUUUCCGUAUCGCUUGUGUUUGUUCAUGUUUCAUAUAAACAAGCACACUGUGCAUCUUAUGCUUCUGUGUAUAACACAAACACGAUCUGAAUGCUAUCUUACCAUACUCUAAUAAAAGCAUGGUAAUGCAAAUUUAAUAAAACAAUAUAAAGUUAUCUGAUGGAGAAUUUGUGACGAAGGUGUGAGUGUAUGUGCUAUGUUGUGUGCCUGUCAGUUCUUUUUGUAGGUUCCUGGGCACCAAUAAAAUUGUUGUUAGACCACCA